Eucalyptus grandis is the source of this 2570-nucleotide messenger RNA. Its product is annotated as receptor-like serine/threonine-protein kinase SD1-8. The record is from RefSeq and is a predicted model, not a curated record. Gene Ontology annotation, molecular function: protein serine/threonine kinase activity; ATP binding. Gene Ontology annotation, biological process: protein phosphorylation. NCBI's taxonomy places the organism in Eukaryota, Viridiplantae, Streptophyta, Magnoliopsida, Myrtales, Myrtaceae.
AUGGCCACGGCGUCGCUCUUUUUCCCAAGAAACUUAGGGAGGCUCCAUUCGUUUCUCUUCUUUUCUUCCUUCUUGCUCUGUUUGUCUGUGACGGCAACCGACACGCUCUUGCCUGGUCAGGACAUUAGUGGCAACAAGACCUUAAUAUCUCCCAACCAAGUGUUUGAGCUCGGAUUCUUCAAGACCGGCUCCUCCUCCGCCAACUACUACCUGGGCAUUUGGUUCCGGGACGACCCCUACCAGAAAUCCAUCUGGGUCGCCAACAGAGAGUAUCCGAUUCCGGAUUCCUCGGGCGUUCUCGCCAUCAGGUACGAUGGGAAUCUGGUGAUCAAAGACAGGAGGCUGAUUCCGGUGUUGGUCAAUCCUGUGAUGCUUGCCAAUAGUAACGGCACGCAUGCCACGCUUCUCGAUUCUGGCAAUUUCGUUCUUGUGGACGGAGAGAGCAAGAGCGUUGUCUGGGAAAGCUUCUUUUAUCCAAGUGACACGUUGUUGCCUGGGAUGAGACUUGGGUGGUUCAAUUUAGGGACAGACAAGUUGAGGGAUCAAUUCCUGGUCUCGUGGCAGACUCCAUCUGUUCCUUCCACCGGUUCUUUUGCUCUCGGCCUGAAUAAGAAUAACCAGACCGAGCUCCGGGUGUGGCACACCGAGGUCUCACGGGAGAUCGGGUAUUGGGAUGGCCGCAUAUUCAAGUUCCUCUACAACAGCUCGCUAGAUGACUACAAUUUCAGCUAUGCGAACAGCAGUGAUGAGAUAUAUUUCACUUUUACCAAUAGGAGGAAUGAUAGCAUCUCCUGGUUUGUGUUGACGCCUUUGGGGGAAAUUCAAGCUUUCACUAUGAUCGGGAAGGAGAUAUCGAUGGUGUAUAGUCCAAUUUGCGAGAAUAUUUCCUCAUCCGGUGCAACUAACUGCUUCAUUGAGCAGCCGUUGUCCUGUGGCAACGGUAAUAACUUUUCUAAGAUAGAAGGGGCGAUGCUGAAUCCUACUGCGUUCAAUGAAUCAGAUCAUCUGGGUAUUAGCGACUGCGAAAUCAUGUGCAGAACCAAUUGCUCUUGCACUGGUUUUGCUUCUUAUCGUGAUGAUGGGACUGGAUGCGUGUUUUAUUAUGAGGACAUUAGCUCUAUUGUGGAUCACAUUGGCCAAGGGAAUGCCACUAUAUUCAUCCGUGGGAAUGCUACCAAAACAGCCGAUCAAGAUCCGAGGAGAUCGGGUUCUGGGAAAAAGAGGCUGCUCUGGGUGAUUGGAAUCAUUCCUGUGGUUAUAUUGGUAAUUUUCGUGGCAAUGUUCAUAUCAAGAGGGAAAUGCUCCACCUGGCUAGUAGCAGCAUGGAAGGAGAAUCGGACCAGCACAAAUCGAAGUUUGGAGCUGUUUCUUCAACAACUGGGUUCAGCACGAGGUUCCAGCAACAGCACGAGUAGACUUGAUUCUGUCAGAAAGAGGGAUCACGAGCUCCCGAUUCUCAGUUUCUCUUGUGUCACAACAUCUACAAAUAAUUUCUCCCCAGCAAAUAAACUUGGAGAGGGUGGUUUUGGGCCUGUUUACAAGGGCACGUUGCUGGGGCAUGAAUUCGCAGUAAAAAGACUUUCUAGGAAAUCCGGACAAGGAAUAGAGGAGUUCAAAAAUGAGGUUCAAUUAAUAUCCAAGCUUCAACACAGAAAUCUCGUGAAGUUGUUGGGUUGUUGCAUAGAAAGGGAGGAAAAGAUUUUGAUCUAUGAGUACAUGGCAAACAAAAGCUUGGAUUCCUUUCUUUCGGUAUAUCCUAACAAGAAGCAACUGCUGGACUUGAGGAAACGAGUUUCUAUAAUUGAAGGGAUAGUUCAAGGGCUUCUUUACUUACACAAGUAUUCUAGGCUAAGGAUCAUACAUCGAGAUUUGAAAACCAGCAACAUAUUGCUAGAUGAUGACAUGAACCCAAAAAUAUCAGAUUUCGGGAUGGCAAGAAUUUUUGGAGAGAACGAAGUGAGGGGCAGGACGAAUAAAGUUGUUGGAACCUACGGCUAUAUGUCUCCAGAGUAUGCUGUACAUGGGCUUUUCUCUACCAUGUCUGAUGUAUUCAGCUUUGGAGUCAUCAUGCUUGAAAUCGUCAGUGGCCGAAGAAACACAACUUUUUCCAGUCUAGAUCACUCUCUAAACCUCCUUGAAUAUGCUUGGGAGCUCUGGUGUAGCAGCCGUGGCAUAGAGUUAAUUGAUCCAGUGGUGGCUGACACAUCGUCGGUCAGCAAACUGUUGGUAUGCCUCCACAUUGCUUUGCUCUGUGUGCAAGAACGCCCAGAAAAUAGACCCUCAAUGUCAGAUAUUGUUACUGUAUUAAGCAACGAAAAUGCGGAUCUGCCCCGACCAAAGAAGCCAGCCUUCUCAGCCCAUAUUGAUUCUUGUAAUUCACUUCAUCAGCAAGAUUGUUCGACUAAUGAUGUAAGCUACUCUGUCCUAGAAGCUAGAUAGCAACCGUAGAUACCACGUCAACAGGUCUCGCAGCUAUGAUAUUCUAUUAAUUUGUGAAUUCUUGACUUCACAUGUAAAGUGAGAGUAGAUCAUUCUUUUAAAUAUCUCAGCUAUAAUUUUAUACAAUUCUU